Messenger RNA from Mesorhabditis belari, 618 nucleotides. NCBI's taxonomy places the organism in Eukaryota, Metazoa, Nematoda, Chromadorea, Rhabditida, Rhabditidae. The record is from the annotation of a GenBank genome assembly.
AUGUUUCGAUUACUCUUCCUCUGUUCUUUUCUUGUCUAUUCAAUGGCACAAAUGCAACAACAAUGCACAUGUGGACAGGUGGAACCAUGCAAACGUGGAGCUGAGAAUCAAGUGAUGGGAUGUGCGGAUAGUUGCCAGAGACACGUCUCCGGCAUGGGCGCUCCAUACUCAUCGAUUCGCGCAUGCAUCAUGCAAAAGCAACCAAUGAUCAACUCGGUGGCACAAUGUCAACAAAGAAGUCUCGCCAAUACUUGCGCGGCUCGACCAGGUGGAUUGGUCCCAAAGAGAUAUCCGGAGACACUUAAAUUGGCUGCUUUCAACGAAGUGAACAAUAUGUUGAGGAGAAGUGGUCUUCAAGCCGAAGCUGCUUCAUUUAUGGCGGUGGGGAAGAAAUUCGCUGGUUGUGUGAUGAAAUGUUUGAAUCGAGGACCCGGAGCGUGUUUCAAGAGAUUGGGUUGUGGCCUUGCUCUUCCCCCAGAUAACAUCAUCGUUCAACAAACGAAAUCGUGUGCAAUUAAUGCCGGCUUUAACACACAAGGAGUCCAAUCGCUUUGUCAAUGCGUUGCUGGAGCUGGAGUCAAAUCUUUGGCACCUCUCUGUGGUCGUAUCCAGAUCACG